AUGUGCAAAGGGCAACGAAAGUACAUGGACGAAAUGCUGGUCCGUGGAUGCAUAGACUAUCUGACUUGGGAUCUGACGUUUGGCAGUUUGCACUUGGACGGUGACCAGCAUUGUUUCCCGAUGUUCGAAGCCAGCUGGGGCACUGUCAGGUUCUGCGUGUGCAAAAUGAAGUAUUGUAGCGACGAACUGUCUUCACCGCCGCCAGCGUCUAGGUAG
Molecule: messenger RNA, 216 nt
Organism: Soboliphyme baturini
Lineage: Eukaryota; Metazoa; Nematoda; Enoplea; Dioctophymatida; Soboliphymatidae
Source: the annotation of a GenBank genome assembly